Messenger RNA from Dermacentor albipictus, 1991 nucleotides. NCBI's taxonomy places the organism in Eukaryota, Metazoa, Arthropoda, Arachnida, Ixodida, Ixodidae. The record is from RefSeq and is a predicted model, not a curated record.
CCUCGUGUUCCAUGGCGACAACAACAUUUCUUGUUCUUGGUAAAGUUUUCAUGGCGAAACGCUAUACAAAAUUUGGCUAUGCUGGGUGCCCAACAGACCUGCGUGCACACCGAAGUCAGUAAGAGGUGAUGGACCCAAGGGACACGACCUGAGUUCCGGCAGCGUGUAGCCUUGUGGUCCUUCAACAUCUGCGUUUCUCCACGGCCAGGCUUUGGAUGCUGCAUUUGCUCUGCAUCUAUCACAAGUCGCCGGCAUGGAGCCACAGCCCGGAGUGCUGGACAUUCUGGCUCAGUUCUGCUACCGCCUGCUACACUGUGGCCCACUGAUGGCGCUUUGCAUAAUCACAUUAAUUUUUCGGACCACCAUGUACGUGACAUCAAUGUGGCUCUCGCCGUAUGGUUCAUCGCUCGGCGCCGUCAACCACGCGGUGCUCAUGGGUUGGGUUGUAGCCAUGCUGUACAAUUUCUUCGUGGCCAUCGCUAUAGGACCGGGCUUCGUGCCUCUGAAGUGGAGGCCGGACCAGCCAAGUGACGAGCAGUUCCUGCAAUACUGUGAAAAUUGUGACGGACUUAAGGCACCAAGGUCGCAUCACUGCCGCAAGUGCGAGAGGUGCGUCUUCAAGAUGGACCAUCACUGUCCGUGGAUCAACACUUGUUGCGGGCACCGGAACCAGGCCAACUUCGCACUUUUCUUGUUCUUUGCUCUCUGCGGUAGCGUUCAUGCCUCGGUGCUGUUGACCGAGGGCCUGACUAAAGCCUACCACAGGAAAUAUUACAUGAAUCAAGGUCAAGAGGACAAUCUUGUCUACCUGCGUUUCUUCCCUUUUCUGGCCACGGUGCUGAGCCUGUUCUUGGCCAUUUGCACCAUAUUUGCAGUGGGAAGUAUCUUUUUUAUACAGCUCAAAAAUAUUGUUCGCAACGAGACGACUAUCGAGAAUUGGAUCGUGGCCAAGGCCCGGAUGCGAGAGCGUGAGGGUGAAGACCCCUUUGUCUAUCCAUACGACCUCGGCGUGGCUGAGAACCUGAAGCAGGUCUUUGUGUACCCACUUGGCGACGGCAUUACCUGGCCCGUGGCGACCGGGUGCAACCAGUACGCGCUCACUGUAGAGCAGAUUCUUCAAAAGCGCGACAAGCAGCUACGAGCACGCCUGUACAGUGUGGUGCGCCCAUACAAUGGCUCCUAUUUCCCAAUAUCACAUGGCUGCUCUGUCUGCAUGACCACACCACUCACCGAUGAGCACCGCCUUGUAGUCAGACCUGGUGACCGUGUUCUUGUUAGUCGGUGGCAAACGCACUGGCUUUACGGAAAGUCGGAAAGGGCAAAGUUUCCUACGAAACCUUCACACAGGCUAAAGGGCUGGUUUCCACGGCAAUGUGCAGUUGAAGUGGUUGGCAGUCAGGGAAGCCGUAGCUGCACAGAGGCAUCGUCAAGCUACGCCGACCACAGGAAGUGCAAGUGAAACGUGCUGUCACAUCACUGCGCUCCUCCAACCUCCAUUGUCUGCCAAGCGUAGCUGCCAAAAUUCAGACCAGACAAGAUUUCUUCCCUCCAUUGGGCACCUGUCCCUGUUCCUCGCGGACGGACUCGGCUGCUCCCAAGUUAGUUGUAGAAGCCAUUAACAAAAUAACUUUUUGUCACUUAGCCUUUCUAAAUGGGGAGAGCGGGAUUGGAGUUCCGAAUGAUGAUGGCAUGCCUUCCCGGGACACCGCUGUCGUCAGUCAUCUUCUGUUUUCAAGAGGCAGAAUGCGAAGGGAUUGCCCAUAACAUUAACAAAUUAUGUCAAAGAUGUGUGCGGCUGCGAACGCAAAGAUUAUUUCUUAUAAGUGAUAUUAUUUUCUUAAACAAAAAGCUAAGCUUCUCGACAUUCACUCUGUAUAGGAAAUGAUCGUGAGAAUCGGUCCUUCCUCAAAUCACUAAGACUUCCCAGUAACAUUACAAUGAAUCCUGAAUGUCGUUGUACCCCCGCAAAAUACAAACACUUAUUCAAGCUA